CGAGCCUGGUAUUACGAACCUAUCACGUGACCACGUCCAGCGGAUAUAUCCAGGACUUGCUACAGUCAUGUCUGAAUUUGCAACCCGCCUUAACACGGUGGUAUUGAUGGAUCAUGUAUAGGAAGAUCACUCGCCUCGAUGGACGCCUUGUUGGCUUUGCCAGUUCGCCUCGCCCCUUGAAUGGCCGGUCAAUUGUAACACCUUUCAAAGCUGAUAGGCUGAAAAGCUAUCGCCUUAACAGAUGGUUUGGCAAUUGUACGACGAAGCAUGCUUCCGAUGCACCUCGCACAAUCUUCUCUGGUAUACAGCCGACAGGUGUGCCUCAUCUGGGCAAUUACUUGGGUGCUUUAAGGGAAUGGGUGCGGUUGCAGAAUAGUGCGACUGAAGAGACACAAUUGAUAUUCUCUAUCGUGGACUUACAUGCGCUGACAGUACCACAAAAAUGUCACAUGUUGAGGGGCUGGAGGAAAGAGAUGCUCGCCACAUUAAUCGCUGUUGGCUUGGAUCCGAAUCGCUCCACGAUCUUUUAUCAGUCUGCUGUCCAAUCACAUGCCGAACUGUACUGGAUCUUAUGUACGAUAGCAUCUAUUGGGUAUCUAUCACGAAUGACUCAGUGGAAGAGCAAGCUUCAAUUACCCGACGAUGUAACUCUCGAAAACCCAGCAGCAAGAUCAGAGUUGCGGCUCGGUCUUUUCUCGUACCCUGUUCUUCAAGCAGCGGAUAUACUUGUCCAUAGAGCUACUCAUGUCCCUGUUGGAGAAGACCAAAGACAGCAUCUUGAAUUCUCCCGAAAUAUCGCAAAUACUUUCAACCAUCGCUAUGGGCAGAUCUUCCCGGCUCCAAAGGCUCUCAUAUCACCUGCUAGACGAGUGAUGUCUCUUAAGGAACCAACCGUCAAAAUGUCCAAAUCUCAUAGUGACCCUCGAUCCAGAAUUCUUCUCACCGACUCGUCCGAGGACAUCCGUAAGAAGAUCCAGGUCGCGCUCACGGAUUCAGAAGAAGGUGUGACGUAUGAUCCCAUUCGGAGGCCGGGAGUCUCUAAUCUUUUAGAGAUCCUCAGUCAUUUCGAUGGCAGGACAUGCGAGGAAUUGGUCUCAGAGUACCAGUUUGCUAGUCUCAGAGCUCUGAAGGAAACCUUAACCGGUCAGGUCUCGGACAAUCUUGCGCCUAUUAGGGAAAGAUACCUGCAACUCAUUGCGAAUAAGGGCGGGUAUCUAGAUGCUGUCUCCGAACAAGGCGCUCAUGCAGCCCGGGCCAAUGCCGAACAGACCAUGAGCCAUGUUAGGAACGUAAUGGGUCUAUGAAAGGCUUCUGCCAUUCACGGCUAACUCUUGCCUUCACCUUUCUACUAUCGAUGGUUUGAUUGCUAAAGGUAAUCCUCGCAAUCUCAUGCCCGGAGGCUUGAAUCAUACCAUUUUUACUCCUAUGAAUACAAUAAUACACCAUUUAUUUAUCUCGCUCUUGUGUAUCCACUAAGUUGUGUUGUGGCAAUUACCAAGUAUCUCCAUUCAAGCAACAAUCAAUGGUGGCU
Molecule: messenger RNA, 1531 nt
Organism: Aspergillus homomorphus CBS 101889
Lineage: Eukaryota; Fungi; Ascomycota; Eurotiomycetes; Eurotiales; Aspergillaceae
Product: tryptophan--tRNA ligase MSW1
Exons: 5
Coding region: 114-1304 (396 amino acids)
Biological process (GO): mitochondrial tryptophanyl-tRNA aminoacylation
Cellular component (GO): mitochondrial matrix; mitochondrion
Molecular function (GO): ATP binding; tryptophan-tRNA ligase activity
Source: RefSeq, a predicted model, not a curated record